UUUUCUUUACUCUAUUACUAGUUGGCCUACUGUAGACUAUGUUAUUUGCAGGCCGGUGUGACGAAAUUACAGAAUAGCAUUUGUUUUAAUUAGCGACGCGUAAAUUGCCGGCCGCCGGCCAAGAUUUCCCUUCGAGGUGUUUUGGUCCAGGAGGGAGGUCAUUUUUUUUCGAGUGUUUAUUUAAUUCGACUUCUUUAAUCUAUUUUUUAAUUAAUUUUAAGUAAGCAAGCUUUUCAGGUUUGAUUUUUAAGUAGAAUACCAGCGAGAACUUAGUGAACAAAAAAUAAAUUUACACAAAUUGACUCAGUCCUACGGUACGCUCAAGAAGGCUUGUGUUGUAGGUACUCAGACAACGAUAUAUAUAAUAUACAAAUUAUACUUAAAUAUAUACAUAGAAAACAUCCAUGACUCAGGUAACUGUGCUCAUCCCACAAAUACAUGCCCUUACCGGGAUUCGAACCCAGAACUAUCGACUUCAUAGGCAGGGUCACUACCCAUUAGGCUAGACCGGUCGUCAUCAUAAUCGUACGUCUAGUGAAACUAACCGACUAUCAUUCAAAACAGUUAUUGUAACUUUGUUUUAGUUUUGAACACAUGUUUUUAUUACUGCUUAUAUAACACGACAAACGGUCCCAAUGACAACAAUAUCGUUUCCAGGGAUGUUUUCAUAACAUAAUCGAAACAUUAUAUCGCCUUCGUCACUUGUUGUCUCGAUAAGUCACAUCUUUAGUGUGUCCAGUGCAUUGCUUCCGUAUUGUGGGUUUUGAAAUAAUGGAUUUAUGCAAUAAUGCAAGGAAGUUCACAAACAUGCAGAUACCAAUAUUAAUAUGUCUGAUAUUAAUUCCAUUACCUGUGCAAAAUAUAGAAUACUAUAAAACCUACUACACGAAAGAAGUACUCUUAUUAUGGAACCGAAGUGGAAUGAAGCCAUGUUGCCUGAACGUCCACAAAUAUACCAAUACUUUGUUCUUCUGCUUUAGCAGACCUCAAAAUUUCGAUUCCCAAGUAGCCUUUUUAAAUAUGGAUACAAAAGAAACAGAAACAAUCACGGGAAUCAAGAAAGGAUGUGCUAAUACUGUAGAUCAAGAAAAUGAUAUAGUUUAUUUAGGAGGAAGUAAAGGAAUUUACAAGUACAACAUGGAAACGAAGAAGCCAGAAUUUUACGCAGAAAAGGAUGUUCACAUAAAAUCACUUUUUUACAAGGAACGCUUAUAUUACAUUCGGCAUCCAGAUAAGAAAGUAUUCAUAGAACAUGAAGGACAGUUUGCACAUAUUUCUGAAUUUAUGGAUCUAAAGAUAGACCAUUUCCUUGUCAGUAGGGAAGGAAUAGUAUAUUUCACUGUUAAGAACAACAUUUACAUUUAUGAUAAAAAUGAGACGCAAUGGGACCUUAAAGGGCUUAGAAAAGCUCAUACAGUGAAUGCAAUGGCUGAAGACAAUAACGGCAUAGUGUACCUUGGCACAGAUCGUGGAGUGUUUACAGUGGUAAAAAAUGGACUACAGAAGUUUAUGAAUGAGAAGAAUAUUGUAGGUAUAACGACAGAUAAACAAGAUAAUUUGAUAUUUGCAGAUAAUUUUAGUAUAUUUAGAUUAUUACGAAAUGAAAAAUAAUUCAAAAUUAUUAAAUGUUAUAAAAAAUUGUGAUCUGAGUUAGAAAAUUAAAUAAUAAUUGCAGUUAAAAGUACGAAAAAUUUAGUUUUUCUUUAGAAAAUAGCUAUUACCUGCGUAUAAACAUGCCAUGCUCACAAUUCAUUGAUAUUCAAUCAAUUCAUGUAAAUCGCUUAAAUUAGCUUGCAAUCUUAACUGAUGUUCUAAACAUAAUAAUACCUGGGUAUGAGUAACUCGUUUAAAAUAAUUUUCACCACACCAAC
This is a messenger RNA of Cydia pomonella (codling moth), 1871 nucleotides long. Its product is annotated as ommochrome-binding protein-like. The record is from RefSeq and is a predicted model, not a curated record. The transcript has 2 exons. The coding region runs from base 772 to 1611 and encodes 279 amino acids. NCBI's taxonomy places the organism in Eukaryota, Metazoa, Arthropoda, Insecta, Lepidoptera, Tortricidae. Gene Ontology annotation, molecular function: protein binding.